Messenger RNA from Penicillium brasilianum, 1912 nucleotides. Lineage: Eukaryota; Fungi; Ascomycota; Eurotiomycetes; Eurotiales; Aspergillaceae. The record is from the annotation of a GenBank genome assembly.
CGGUUAUUAGGUGAUGUAUACUGUCUCCCCGCAAGGACCCCGAUAAGGCUCCAAGACUGUAUGUUAUAUGUGAUAUGGCAUUUCCCACGAGAUCGGUGCAAAAAGCAUCUAUCAUACAGCUUUCCGAACCAUGGCGGACUCCGAAGCGCCUUCCAAGGCCCAUGCAGUCACAACUAUCGCGAGUGUCGAGAUCGACCCUCGGGCAGAGCGGGCGUUGGUCUGGAAAUUCGACCUUCGGCUGCUUCCUGUCCUGGCAAUUAUGUACUUGUUUAACAGUCUCGACAAGUCCAACCUCGGAAAUGCAAAGACAGCCGGUCUUGAAGAUACCCUUCACCUCAAGGGAAACCAGUACAAUUUGAUUCUCAGUAUUUUCUUCGUUCCAUACGUUCUCACCGCACCCUUCCUCGGCCUGCUCGGCAAGAAGUUCGGACCUAACAUCGUGCUCCCAUGCAUGAUGCUUACUUUCGGUACAUGCACUAUUCUGGUGGUCGCUGCGUACAAUUUCAGCGGUCUCUUCGCUAUCCGCUGGUUCUUGGGCAUGGCGGAGAGUGCAUUCUUCCCUCUAGUCAUCUACUACCAGACCACUUUCUACCGCCGAGGCGAACUGGCUCGUCGCCUGGCUAUCUUUUACGCUGCUCAAAGUAUCGCCUCAGCAUUCUCAGGUCUCCUUGCCUUCGGCGUCUUCCGCAUCCACACCGGCCCUCUGGCAUCAUGGCGCUAUCUCUUCCUGAUCGAGGGUUGUGGAACCGUACUGUUCGCCCUCUUCGCUCUGUGGUACCUACCCCGGUCUGCCUCGGAGGCCAGUUUCUUGACCCCGGAGGAGAAAGAGCUUGCAUACCUUCGCCUGCAGAUUGACAGUUCCUCCGUCGUGGACGAGAAGCUCAACAUCCGAGACGCAUUCCGGAUCUUCAAGCACUGGACUAGCUGGGCUAUUCUGGCUAUUCAGAUCUGUCUCGGUGUGCCGUUGCAAGGAGUUCAGCUCUUCCUUCCCGUCAUCAUCAAGCGCCUGGGAUACAGCACCGUCAAGACCAAUCUAUAUACCGUGGCACCUAACGUUUCCGGAGCUGCAAUGCUACUCAUUCUCGCCUUCUGCAGUGACUGGACUAGAUGGCGUUUCCCUUUCAUCACACUGGGCUUCCUGUUCACUUUCAUCGGAUUCAUCAUCUACGCCGCGAUCGACGUUGAGCGUGACUUGAGCGUUGCAUACUUUGCUACGUUCAUGAUGGUUUGGUAAGAUCUUCCGUUGAGCUUUUCAUCUACAUUCAUCGCUUACACAUUUUAGGGGUACGUCUGCACCUUCCGUUCUCCUCGACUCUUGGUACAAUAACAACAUUGCCAACGAGGGAAGACGUGUGGUGCUUACUAGCAUCGCUGUCCCGGUCGCCAACCUCAUGGGAGUCGUAAGCUCCAACAUCUUCCGCAGCCAAGAUGCACCCAAAUAUUUCCCUGCGCUAAUUACCACUGCUGCCUUUGGUGGCACUGGUAUUCUCUUGACUCUGGCUCUUGGCUUUUGGAUGAUGUUUGAUAACAAACGUAGAGAUCGGCGACAGGGCGUCCAUGUCAAGGCGAGGGAUAUUCCGACGGAGAACCUGAAUGAGGGUCCUGCUAGUGAUGACUUCCGGUGGUUCUACUAAGUAGGCAUGGACUUUGUAUAUGAACUUAAUGAUAAUGACAUUUUCGAGUACUUGGGAAUAUUUGUUCAAUCCGAUGGAUGAGAUGUACAUAAUCGGAGUAUACCCCACCCGUGCACUCUGCGGUAGCCGCUUCAGUUGAGAAGCCUUCCCUAGACCAAUCAGUCUCCCCAAAAUGGUUCAUUUGAGGGUGUGCAUAAUAUCUUGUGCUAGUUUUCCUUUCAUCUCUGUAUGACAGAUAAAAGAGCCCUGACUGAAUCAAAGUUGUCUCCGCUUAUGAA